UCCAUAACUUCCACAAAAGUUGAGAAAAGCCCAAUGGGCCAAACAACCAAACCACAAACCCAAUAUAAAAGACCUUCAAAUAACCCUCAAAAGAACCCUAAAUCUUCAAGAAGCUCAUUUCUCGUAGCAGCGGCAGCCUCCUUCGUGUCUGAAGAUGAAGUUCAACAUUGCAAAUCCGACUACCGGAUGCCAGAAGAAGCUCGAAAUCGACGAUGACCAAAAGCUUCGAGCUUUCUAUGACAAGAGGAUUUCUCAGGAAGUCAACGGAGAUGCACUUGGAGAGGAAUUUAAGGGGUACGUGUUCAAGAUCAUGGGAGGCUGCGAUAAGCAGGGCUUCCCAAUGAAGCAGGGAGUGUUGACCCCAGGGCGUGUUCGUCUUCUACUUGUUCGAGGAACCCCUUGUUUUAGAGGAUAUGGUAGGCGUAACGGUGAACGUAGAAGGAAGUCUGUCCGAGGAUGCAUCGUCAGCCAAGAUCUUUCGGUCUUGAACUUGGUCAUCGUCAAGAAGGGUGAGAAUGAUCUUCCCGGAUUGACCGAUGUGGAGAAGCCAAGGAUGAGAGGUCCUAAAAGAGCUUCAAAGAUCCGCAAGCUCUUCAACCUCUCAAAAGAAGACGAUGUCAGGAAGUACGUCAACACCUACCGCCGCACUUUCACCAACAAAGCUGGUAAGGAAGUGAGCAAGGCUCCCAAGAUUCAAAGGUUGGUGACACCAUUGACUCUGCAAAGGAAGAGAGCUAGAAUUGCAGACAAGAAGAAGAGGAUUGCUAAGGCAAAAUCAGAGGCUGCUGACUACCAGAAGCUUCUAGCAACAAGGUUGAAGGAGCAAAGGGAGAGGCGGAGUGAGAGUUUGGCGAAGAAGAGGUCGAGGCUGUCGGCUGCUUCUAAGCCCUCUAUCGCUGCUUAGAGGUAUCGACGUUUUGGGUGUUAAGUCUUUAUGCUGUUUGGUUAUAAUGGACGAGACAUUAGUUUUGUUACCUUGAUUUUUGUUAUGAGUUUGCUUGACUGAGUAUGUUAUACUUGAAGUUUUUGAUGUUAUGGUUAUCUUAUGCGCUUUUGCUGCUGUUUGCUUUAAA
This is a messenger RNA of Helianthus annuus (common sunflower), 1073 nucleotides long. Its product is annotated as 40S ribosomal protein S6. Gene Ontology annotation, molecular function: structural constituent of ribosome. The record is from RefSeq and is a predicted model, not a curated record. Gene Ontology annotation, cellular component: ribosome. NCBI's taxonomy places the organism in Eukaryota, Viridiplantae, Streptophyta, Magnoliopsida, Asterales, Asteraceae. Gene Ontology annotation, biological process: translation. Bases 155 to 904 code for a protein of 249 amino acids. The transcript is spliced from 6 exons.